Talaromyces marneffei is the source of this 2133-nucleotide messenger RNA. RefSeq lists its product as uncharacterized. The transcript has 3 exons. Bases 1 to 2133 code for a protein of 710 amino acids. NCBI's taxonomy places the organism in Eukaryota, Fungi, Ascomycota, Eurotiomycetes, Eurotiales, Trichocomaceae. The record is from RefSeq and is a predicted model, not a curated record.
AUGGCCCCGCUGAUUCUUCUACUUCAACUCAUCGUUUCUGCUUUGGUCUGCGCCUCUGACCUCCGCUUUUCGCUUUCCCAGGCUGGCGAAGCUGAGUCCUCCGUCCAUCAGCUUGCGCCACAUUCGCUUCAGGAACACAGCAACGCCCGCCCCACGCGACGGUACAUCGUGAUAACAGAAGCGCGCUCUGAUCCUCGCCAUCUUUUUCCGCCAGGCAAAUUACACGGUGCCUUCAUGGCGGGACAAAUACAGACCAGUGGUGAUCCUGUCGCGAUAUCGAACCCGCUCCCGGCGGCUACGACUUCUAUUCUCAGCGGUCCCUCCGAUCAGAUCUCAUACCUUAAAAAUUCCCCCAAGCCAGAAUCGCAUCUCAGUUCCAUUGCCAGUGCCGGUUUACGCACAUCCCCGUCUCCCGGCUUCGAAACUUCGGCUCCGGCAUCGACUACCAUUGGCAUGGCUAGCUCAACCACAGGUCAACCACCUGUGGCUGGGAAAGAACAGAAUGCACAACACCAUGACAGCCCACGUGUAGCUCGCGAAGCACUGAAUGCUGCUGUCGAUACUCGAAAAGAAGAUGCCGCGCCCAUACUUCUUAAUGAGCCCGCCGAUUCCAGCCCCAAGCCAGCCCAGGUGUCAGCCGAUGACAUGCAAGUAGAUUCAUAUACGAGCUCAGGUCAUUUUGCCGAGCCAUCUACUGGUGCUGAUGACCAAGCAAACCAGACCUUGAUGAACACGUCGACUGUGGCAAGUCCCGGCCCGAUUGAGGAAAUUGCUUCUCAGGAUGGUGAUAGACCACGCCAUCAGACCGAUCUGGCCGACGAUGCAACCAAGGCCUUCUCAUAUCCAAUGCCCGCAAAUAGUCCCUUGGACCCGCGUCGUGGUCUGAGCCUACCUCAUUCUGGGUUCCACAAAGGUAGUCCUCGUUCGCCAUCGACAAAGAAACAUCGAUGUCCUUAUUGUUCAACCGAAUUUACGCGCCACCAUAAUCUCAAGUCUCACCUUCUCACACAUAGUCAGGAGAAACCGUACGUAUGCCAAACGUGCAACUCGCGAUUCAGACGUCUCCAUGAUCUGAAACGACACACAAAACUGCACACUGGAGAACGCCCACAUAUUUGCGAUAAGUGCGGUCGCAGAUUUGCGCGCGGAGAUGCUCUAGCUCGCCAUAACAAAGGUCAAGGUGGAUGCGCUGGACGACGUUCAAGUAUGGGAAGUUACGCAGGCGAAGAAGAUUUCGGGGACGGAACUGUUGGAGCAGAGGACACUAUGGAUGGCCUUAUGUACACUGAACCCGAGCGAAUGGACGAAGAAGAGGAGCGUUGCCUUGGUAUACCAGGUAUACGUAAGCAUAAUAAUGUAUCUUCCGAGCCCAUGCCCCGCGCACCUGGCGUUUUCCAGAAUCGAGCACCAAGCACAUAUCCUCCAAUUGCUUCGACUCAACCGCCGCCGCCGCCUCCACCUCCUCGCGGUCUUUUCCCACCUCCGACAAACCAUGGGGGAUCAAGCUCUUCUACUUCGCCCAUCUCUACGAGUGGAACUAUGACCUUCCCUGCAACCGCGCAUUCAUCUACGCCCACCUCAUUUCCUGCUCCUAAUAUGACAGAAAGUCCCAGGCCUCUAUCGCCAAAUGCGCUUUCUACACAGGCCAGCCAUGGAGCGGAUACCACGGGGACUCUAUCUCAUCAGCCGCAUCGAUCUCAUUCACCCAGCCUGAGUCAACAAUAUCAACCGUCACAUUUCAGACAUGGUCAAGGUUCCUUAGGUCUUCCACCACCACAACUGCCGCCCCCGCCUGGACUCAAUGCUCCAGACUCAAGGUUCCUGCACAGUCAAGGAUCAGUGCAAAACGGUCCAACGUCCGCUUUGACUGCUAAGCACAGCGGUACACACAACCAUUCCAGCAGCCUAGGCGCGCCUUUAGCAUCUCAAGCAAAUAUCGAUCCGACAUCUAGCGGUGGUCCAGAAUCUAACGUCCAAGGGGAGUCUCGUGAAGAUAAGCUGUGGGCAUAUAUUCGAUCUGUACACGAAGAGGUUGGCACUCUCCGAGCAGAAGUGGCAUCUUUACGCUCGCAACUAGCCGCACAGAAUCAAGGGGCGAGUUCAGCACAGUCAGAAAAUACUGGUCCGCGAUGA